CCGAGUCCUAGAUUAAGCAGUUUUGAUGGAAAAAACAUAUUUGUGUUAAUCGAUGAUUAGUUACAUUUAAGAAGGCUAUUUGACAUAAAAGGAUAACACCUUAUAUUUUUGAUUUGGUAAAAAAAAAAAAAAAGCUUUGUAACAGGUACAAAAUGCUGCUGAAAAUCGAAUCCAGGGGGCAAAUUUUGCCCCUUAAAGGAAAAGUUCAUUUCUGAAUCUGCAACAGGCCCCAAUUUAGCAGUUCACUUGCUACGUAUUAAUUUUUCUAUUUAUAAUAAUCAACACAACUAAAACUAAAGUAAACUUUAAGGCGAAAGUAAAAGAUUGAUCUUGACAUUUUUAGAAUAGAUAUCAGGAUCGUUCAAACGAAGAUUACAAUUAAUUGGAAAAUCACUAUUUUCACCCUGCCCUAUUAAAAUGUUUAGUGUAUUGUAGAUAAAAAAUUAACAUUAACCAAGAAUAAAAUGCUGUAAAAGUAUUGUUCAUUUUUAGUUCAUUACGUUAACGUAUAUAACCUUAUCGAAAAGAAUGAUACCAAACUCAUUUGACUUGCUAAACCUGCUGGAACACCACAUGGUUAAUGGAGACUCUAGAGGGCGUUAUAUACACCAUAAACACUGGAUCGGAUAGAAUGACGCGCUCAGAAAGAGGAAAGAGGCAGGCCGAAAGAUGCUUUUAUGAGUCUCUACACAUUGACAUACUUCAUUAACCACGUUUCAUUGAGUCAGUGCGGACUCCACGGUACCGCCGUGAAACAACCGAGCCCUGUCUCUAAGAGCUGACGUGCUCUACAAAGGGUCAUCUUCACAAACAGUACAGCAAAACAAAGCGUUUUGCUUUGUUGGACAAGAGGUAGCAAUGUCAGGGUUGAAGAAACGGAGUUCAAAUGCGUCCGCGGACCGGGAUGAAGACGACAAGCAGGUGAUGGAGAAGAUGCUCUCCAGCAGAGGUGGAAAUGGCAACAUGAGCCGACCAGGAGACGGCACACCCGGAAGCCCAAACGCAGACAUCAGUCCUGCGGUUGGAGAAGAGACAGUCGUGCUGAAAAGAACUAUUACUCUAGUAAACGGCGUGGCCAUCAUUGUAGGCACCAUUAUCGGCUCUGGCAUCUUCGUAACCCCAACCGGAGUGGUGAAGGAAGCCGGUUCGGUCGGGCUGUCGCUGGUCGUGUGGGCUGUAUGCGGCGUCUUCUCCACUAUAGGCGCCCUGUGUUACGCCGAACUGGGGACCACCAUCACCAAGUCGGGGGGUGACUAUGCCUACAUCCUUGAGGUUUAUGGUUCCCUACCUGCGUUUCUGAAGCUGUGGAUCGAACUUCUCAUCAUCAGGCCGUCGUCGCAGUAUAUAGUCGCAUAUGUUUUCGCUACCUACCUCCUCAAGCCCAUCUUUCCCGACUGCCCGGUCCCUGAAACAGGAGCUAAACUGGUCGCCUGCCUCUGCAUCCUGUUGCUGACUGCUGUCAACUGCUACAGCGUGAAGGCUGCCACGAGGGUCCAAGAUGCCUUUGCUGCUGCUAAGCUACUGGCCCUGGGCCUCAUCAUCAUUAUUGGCUUUGUGGAGAUCGGCAAAGGUGAUACUACUGAUCUCCUGCCUGCCAAUUCAUUCAAAGGAAGCAAUACAGACUUUGGGAACAUCGGAUUGGCUCUUUAUAGUGGGCUGUUUGCCUAUGGGGGAUGGAAUUAUUUGAAUUUUGUCACAGAGGAGAUGAUCGAACCAUACAAAAAUCUGCCUCGGGCCAUCAUCAUCUCUCUCCCCAUCGUCACUAUUGUCUAUGUGCUGACCAACCUGGCCUACUUCACCACCCUCUCUCCACAGGACAUGCUUACAUCUGAGGCUGUUGCUGUGGACUUUGGAAACUACCACCUGGGGCCAAUGGCUUGGAUAAUCCCAGUGUUUGUGGGGUUGUCCUGCUUUGGCUCUGUGAAUGGCUCCCUGUUUACCUCAUCCAGGCUGUUCUUUGUGGGUUCCAGAGAAGGUCAUCUUCCCAGUUUGUUGUCGAUGAUCCACCCUGACCUUCUGACCCCUCUGCCUUCUCUUAUAUUUACUUGCAUCAUGACACUCCUCUACGCAUUCUCCAAUGACAUAUUCUCAGUCAUCAAUUUCUUCAGCUUCUUUAAUUGGCUCUGCAUCGCCAUGGCGAUUCUCGGCAUGAUGUGGUUACGCUAUAAGAAACCUGAGCUGGAACGGCCAAUUAAGGUGAAUAUCCUGCUGCCCAUUUCAUUUGUAUUGGCCUGCUUGUUCCUCAUCGUGGUUUCUAUCUGGAAAACCCCUGUUGAGUGUGCCAUUGGAUUUGGAAUCAUUGCCACGGGAGUUCCUGUGUACUUCUUUGGUGUUUGGUGGCAGACCAAGCCAAAAUGGCUGUUGCAGAUAAUUUUUUCCGCCACGGCGAUGUGCCAGAAGAUAAUGGAAGUGGUACCUCAGGAGUCCUAAAGACCAAAUGCCCCCUCCAUGCACAAACUCAAAUCUCCUCCCAUCCACCCUUACUGUAUUCCUCAACUGCCUCACCUCUUUAUGUGUGAGCCAGACGAAAGUCUUAUCCUGCUGAUGAUGAUGGCAAAAUCUGUAUUAACCAUGACAUAUGAGACCAGACAAAACAUAAGCGUCAAGACCUAAGAGGUCAUCGAUUUGGGAUAUCGAUUUUGUCAGUCUAUCCCUCAACCAAAUCUAUUAUACUGUAAACAUUUAUAUUUUGAGUAAUACAGUAUGUUUUCAAUCAGGAUUUUCAGAUUCUAUUUUAUUUUAUAUAUUUUUGGACCAUUUAAGAUAUAUGUGUCAUAUAACCACUGCAGCAUCGUUAUUGAAGUCUGCAAGUGGUAUUCUUGGUCAUCCCUUUAUUUAGGGUCUCGUUUUGCCCUGCUUUCAAAUGUGCAUAUGUUGGUGUGAUUGUUAGCUUCGUGUAUUUUGCUUUCAGCUUUUGUUUUUCGAAAUGUAUGCGAGGAAGAGCGCAUACCAAGCUGAAAGCAUCUUGCUCUUUGGAGGCGCCAUUGUCUCAACACUGUUGACGGCUAAAAUUACGAUCUUCUCUUGAAAGAAAUGUGAACAAAUUCUCAACUUGGAUCAUGACAUAAUUUCAUCAACGAACUCACACCGUUUACCAUUGGCUCUUCUACAGCAGAUAUGACCGGUUUGCUGUGCCUUUUCUGUCUGUGUAGAAAUGCAUUUUUUUUACAAUCUUGUUGAUACGACUUUAUAUUUCAACAGAUUUAUUUUUGAUAGGUUAUUGCAGCUUUUUUACACCGUUAGCAAGAAUUCCAAGGAAUUUCUCUCUUUUUUUGUCAUGGCCAUCUGAUUGGUUUCAUAAAAUUCAUUCUUUUUCCUCUUCUUAAUGUUAUUAUUAUUACUACUGUUAUUAUAGUGAAAGGCAAAGGCAUACAGUAUUCAGAAGUUCAUCAGAAUACCAAUCAAGUCCAUUAGCAAAAGCCUUGCUGCAUUAUCUUACCUCAGAAAACUUUUGUUACACUCCUAGACCUGAUUUUAUAUUUUGUAUGCCUAACUAUGAUUUUAAGGAGCGAUUGGACACUGUUGUUUUUCAAUACAAAUAUACAUAUAGAUAAAUAUACAUGAAGUACUUAGCACUGGAUUCUGGGACACUAUCCGACAAUGAAUUUUCUCAGAUUUUAUUUCAUUCCCUCAUUUUUACAAUUUGUUUUAUUUUUUUUUUAUACAAAGCACAGUCAGUUGCUUGCACGUUAUGGACCUUUUCAAGAAAAAUGUCCUUGUGUAUUAAUAAAGAUACUUGUUAUUUCUGAAAUAAAUGGCUGUAGAGUUGCGGCAUUGGUUUACUUUUUAAAACAGUUUGUUGCUGCAUAUGGCAUGCCGGUUACACCAGGAAGUUACAGCAUGUUUAUAAUGCACCUUCACAGGUAUGGUUUAAUUUACCCUAACAAAAGUUUGAGGUUUUCGUGCUUUGUCAGUUUGCGGACUGAAAAAAAAAAAAAAAAAAAAAUGGAACAUUUUGCUGUAAAAUACAUUUGUGUGCAUGACUGUGUUUUGGAUUUGGAUGGCUGCACUUGCGAGAUGAAUGCAGUAUUUUUGAGUUAAUGUAGUUUUGCUCAGUGGUUGAAUGGAUGUUUGUUCCUGUACCGAAUCAAAAUCUAUGUGAGAGAAAAUUUGUAAUUUUCUGUUUUUGUUUUUGACGGGGAAGUCUGGGUGUUACGGGGAUGUUUGAGGUUAAGAAGAUGUGGCGAUGAAGGCGAUGUUCCGUUUAAGACAAAACGGAAGUCGUGGGACACAAGGAAGAAUAAAUAACAUCACUCUUUGUUUAUUUUGAUUAUGAUUACAGAAACAAUUUCAAGGUUUCUGAUUGGAAGGAAUCAAAAAGACCUUUGCUUUUCUUUAUUGCUCUUAUGUUUUUAGUGGGUGUUUAGAUAAUGAAGCUUGUAUUAUUUAGAGAACUACAGCAGUAUGACUAACACUCCAACCAACAAAGACCAUCUUAUCUAAUUGAAAUAGUUAUAUAGAAAUGUACUUAUAAGUAUUUAUUUAUUUCUAGGGUCAGACAGUUAGUACUAUAAUUAAUUAAAAUAAAUAAAUAAAUAAAAUGGUUACUGAUAUUUUUCUUUACUCUCCUUAAUGUUUUUAUUUUUGUAUAUUUUUUCAUGUUUGUUUGUUUUUUGUUUUCCCUGAAUUAUUAUUAUUUUUUUUAACUGUAAAUGUAUUUUGUAUGUGAUGGCUUGGCUUAGUUUCCGUUGAUGCCCAUUAAUAGUUAAUCAAAUUAACUGCAGAUGAGUCUGUCCUGCACUGACUUUGACCGUGUGUGAAACCAGAUGACAUCACAGUGACUGCUAGACAAUUAUCACUAAAAUCAUUUUGAUAUUUUUAUUUCUGGGAAAACUGAUGCAUGAUACUUGAUCACCACAACUCUGGCAUUUCAAAGGUUAUUUUUGGAUUUACUUUUAAUAAAAAGGAAAAAAAAGAUUAUUCCUUAAAUAUACAGUAUGAUUGAUUCUUUUGUGUAAAUGUAUGAUGUGAUAUUUACAUUUAGUAAAAGUAAAACAAAAAUAUGUUCACAUUUCUUUCAGCAUUCCAUCUGUUUAUACACUCCAGUACAGCAACGUUAAAAUCUUUGUACUAGAACAGUUUCACAACAUUCUCUGUUACUCGCACAUAGUAUUGGCAAGCAUACAAUCCCCUCUGCUGAGGGCAGUCUCAGAAGAAACCUUUCAUGUGUGAUCACUAGAUGCUAUGUUCACUGAACAACACUCAUUGUAGUAACUGGAUUCUAAAUGGUUGUAUCCUGUUUUCAACAGUCUGUCCCAUCUCUGUGGUGUACAGUGUUUUUAGUAAUAAAAUAAAUCAAAGAAGAGA
Messenger RNA from Myxocyprinus asiaticus (Chinese sucker), 5307 nucleotides. Its product is annotated as large neutral amino acids transporter small subunit 1-like. Gene Ontology annotation, molecular function: L-amino acid transmembrane transporter activity; neutral L-amino acid transmembrane transporter activity. The coding region runs from base 859 to 2430 and encodes 523 amino acids. Gene Ontology annotation, biological process: neutral amino acid transport; amino acid transmembrane transport. Gene Ontology annotation, cellular component: membrane. The record is from RefSeq and is a predicted model, not a curated record. NCBI's taxonomy places the organism in Eukaryota, Metazoa, Chordata, Actinopteri, Cypriniformes, Catostomidae. The transcript is spliced from 10 exons.